This is a messenger RNA of Thamnophis sirtalis, 3178 nucleotides long. It is a transcript of the gene TEX10, whose product is annotated as testis expressed 10. The record is from RefSeq and is a predicted model, not a curated record. Gene Ontology annotation, cellular component: MLL1 complex; nucleus. NCBI's taxonomy places the organism in Eukaryota, Metazoa, Chordata, Lepidosauria, Squamata, Natricidae.
GGAUGCGGGACUUGGACUGAGAAGGAAAUCUCGAAGACAGCUAUCGUGGUCGCCAGUAGAUUGUUCAUUGAUCAGAGCCGGGUGAGAAUUUCAAAAUGACUAAAAAAAGAAAACAUCAAGAAGAUUUUCAUAAACUGAAAUUAAAAGUUGGGAAAAAGAAGCCUCGACUGGAAAAUGCAACUGACACAAAUUUCAGAACAAAGACUAUACAUCUUCCUGAGCAGCUGAGACAGGGUGGUAUACUUCCAACCAAUAAUAGAAAGCUUAAUAUAAAGGAUCUGCUUUCACAGAUGAAUCACUAUAGUGCAGGAGUUAAGCAAAGUGCACUUUUUGGACUCAAGGACCUUCUGUCUCAGUAUCCAUUCAUAAUUGAUGCUCAUCUUUCAAAUAUACUGAGUGAGUUAGCAGCUGUAUUUACAGACAAGGACUCUAGUGUGCGAAAAGCAGCAGUCUGCCUUCUUCAAUUCCUGGCUCCCAAAAUACGAGCUGAGCAUAUCUCUCCAUUCUUCCCUUUAAUGAGUGCUCAUCUUUCUAGCGCCAUGACUCACAUCAGUGAAGAAAUUCAGGAAGAUUCUCUGAAGGUAUUGGAUAUUUUUUUGAAGGAAUACCCUACUCUCCUUAGGGAUCGCAGUACUGUAUUACUGAAUAACUUUGUGGAACUUAUUUCUCAUCAACAAAUGUCAACACAGCAGAAAAGUAGAGAUAAAAUUAGUUGGAUAAUUUCUGUUAAUCCUAGCUGCAGAAUGAUGUCGCAACAAUGGAGGCUGAAUGUUCUAGUUAGACUCCAAAAAUUCCUCCAGAUCUUGGUAGAAGAUUCUAGUGUACUAGAAAUUGACAGUGAGGGGCAGAAAGAACGAACACAUAGUGUAGGAAUACAGAAGUCCUUAUGUGUCAAUUGGCAAGAACAUGCCGCCGGCGAACAGCAUAUCCAGUUGUAUGAAAAUGUAUAUCCUAAAAUCAAUUCAUUGUUUACACUAAGGUCUUUAAGCAUGACAAGUAGUGAUGAAAAAGGCCUGGCAUCUAUGAACAAUUUAAAAGGUUUCAUUCAAGUAAUAAUACCAUUACUACUUGAUUGUUGGAUUGAGGCCUCUCCUAAACAACUUUCAACUCCAGUUCUUGGAAAUAUUCUGGAAUCUGGAUCUCAGCAAAUUAUGGAGGCAGUACUUGGUAUCAUUCAUUUACUCUGGAAGCUUGCAAAACAAAACAAAGAUCCAUAUGAAAUGGAAAUAUGGCUUCGAGCAAAUUACCUGAUCGAUUUCAAACACCAUUUUAUGUGUUAUUUCCCUUACUCUUUCCAAGAAACAAUCAAACAGAGAAAAAAAGAUCAUUUGAAAAGCAACAAAUACCAUAGGACAUCUUCAAACAAUAUUGAUCACCUUUUGCUGAAUUUAACUUUAUGUGAAAUCAUGGUCUCACUAGCAAAUACUUCAACACUGCCUACGGAUGCCCAUUGGCUGGACUUGAUUAGAAAGUUUGUGAUAGAAACUCUUCAGGAUGGUUGUAAAUUAAUCAGUAAGCAGUUGAACAAAUUGCUCAGAGUGACUUGGAGACUUUUAGAAAUCCAGCUAAACAAAGCAGCAACAGAAACUUUGAUGAAAGCAGUCUACACAUUUUAUCAGCAAAGGAAUCUUCCUUUUCCUGUACGUACAUUACUUUUGAAUUUUUUUGCCAGAGUUUAUCAAAAGGAAGAGAUGAACCUACAUAUAAAUAGAAGCCAAAGUAAAGUAUUAACUUGCUGGCUGGCUGGUCUGCCUCAACAGCUUGUUCUUCUUGGCUUAAAAAAUCCUGAACUUUCAGAGCAAUUGAUUGGUAUUAUUUAUUCUGCUGCAUCUCGGGCGAACAAAGAAAUUCUACAGAGUUUACAGGCUGCUGCUCCUAUGAUAUAUGAUCCACUAGAUGGCGCAAUGGUUCUUCUGCCACCUGAAUCCCAGCAACAUUUAGUCCAGCUACUUUACUUUGUGCCUCAUUUACCAAACGAUCUCCUUGCUGCUCUCAGCCGCUGUUGCAUUAUGGGAAAACUGUCUGUAAAGUUAACCAGCACUCUUAUUAGGAUACUGCGUAUAAGAUCCUCCUUUGUGGCAUGGAAAUAUCCAGCACAGGGCAGUUCAGUGACUGACAUGGGUUACUUCAGCUUUUUGUUUUCAACUCUUACAGGCUUUUCCAGUGAAGAGUUGAGUAAUCUUCAGAGCAUUAGGGGAAAACCACACAUAAACCAAACACCUCUCUCUCCUGUCCAACUCUAUUUAACAGAUUUUGAACAAUUUUCAUAUCAUUGGACUAUGGCAGAGGUAGUGAGCCAAUGCCUGUCCACUAUUCCUUCACGAAGCCAGUGCAUUGAUGUUUUACAAAGUGGAAUAUGCAAAUAUCUGGUAGGACUGACUGUAAUACCUGAUAGCACUGCUGGUGCUAUUUUAUGUGCUCUUAGUAAACUACUGGAUCAAGUAUAUGUCCUUAAUGAAAGUAUUUCCAGAUUCCUAGCUUCUUUGUGUUAUAGUCUUCUCUAUCUGCUCUUAACAAUAGAGAGGGAGGAUACAGAACACAUUCAGAAGAGGGAUGUACUGUGGAGUUCCUGUAUCUCAAUUCUAAGCACCUCACUUCAAAUCUUGAGAGUGAUGUUGCAGACUCUUCAAGUGAACCAAGCCUCCCGGGAUGAAUUGCCUGUUCUUGCUCAGCUUCUUUGUUUGCUAAUGCAACACAGGCAGCUUCAGACUCAUAUGAAGACCAGUGAGUUCCUGGUGAAACAGAUUGUCAAAGAUAUCAUGGUCUUGAAAAGUGAUGAAGCUCAAGAGCAGUGGUUGACAGACCUCCAUUACAAUUUUAAUAUAUAUUUAGCCACUCAUUCUCCAGGAUCUGGGGUAGUCAAUACACUAUAUUAAAGAGAAUAUUUGGUUGGAAUCUCUUGUAUAAAUAAAAAGUCCUUUUUGUGGAAAUUAAAAAUGCAUUUUAUACAAUCUCUGAUUUGUGUAAAAAAUGUUGCUCUUUACAUUUGAUAUUAACAUUUAAAAGUUACCUGAUAUAAAAUGAAGUAAUACAAUAGCUUAAAGCAAACGAACAAUCAUAUGCAAAUGUUGAGAAACAUAUCGAGAAAUUUUACUUACUGUGAAGAACAGGGAACAGUUUAGUUGUUGCUAUUAAGUUGGUAUACCUGAGUCUCAGCAUUAUAUUGCUUAAUAUGUUA